GUUCCUCACAAAACCCAUUUGAUUCUCUUCAUUUAGUUCUUCAACAAAUUAUUUUCCAAGAAAAUAUCUCACGAACAACCAAAAACAAUCCAUGGCUUCUUCAACGAAACUGUCUUUUACCCUCUUCUUUGCAUUCUCCAUGUUCCUACAAGGCACACUAGGGGAGGUGAUCUGUGAAACUUUGCCUACAAAUCUCUGUUCCUUUGCAAUUGCAUCUUCUGGUAAAAGAUGUGUGUUGGAGAAUUACCGAAAUCAAGAAGGAAAGCUGGAAUAUACAUGCAAAACAUCAGAAGUGGUUGUUGAAAGAAUUGCCGGAUAUAUAGAGUCUGAUCAAUGUGUUAAUGCAUGCGGGGUUGAUCGGAGCUUCGUCGGAAUUUCGUCUGAUGCCUUCCUUGCCCCGCAGUUCACCGCCAGUCUUUGCUCGCCGGCUUGUUACCAGAACUGCCCUAACAUUGUUGACCUCUACUUCAACCUUGCCGCUGGCGAAGGAGUAUAUUUGCCGGCUGUUUGUGAGAAACAAAAGUCGAACCCCCGCCGUGCCAUGUUGGCUCUUUUGAGCAGCGGCGGUGGUGCCGCCCCUGGUCCGGUGGCCACCGACUCUGCUGAUUUUGUCGCUGAUGCCCCGGCUCCAUCAUUUUCCGAUUUCGUUGCUGAUGCUCCUGCUCCCGCUCCCGCAUUUUUCUGAUUAAUUUAGCCAAUUUAUAGAUGAACUAUACCAUUAUGUUGAUGAGAGAAGAGUGGUAAUCAAAUAUAUACAGUGUUUUGGAUUGGAAUUGAUGAGAUAUGAAUAUAUUUAUUAAAAUAUUUUUGUAUUAAUAAGUAAUAAAUUUAAUUUUUGAAAUUGAGUUGAACAUUAUUUUCGUAGUACUUGAGGUUUAGUCACCAAACCUUCUUUAAUAGCAAUUUUCACUGUUGUGGAAUUUAGUGCUCUA
Olea europaea var. sylvestris is the source of this 932-nucleotide messenger RNA. RefSeq lists its product as uncharacterized. The transcript has 3 exons. Bases 92 to 685 code for a protein of 197 amino acids. The record is from RefSeq and is a predicted model, not a curated record. NCBI's taxonomy places the organism in Eukaryota, Viridiplantae, Streptophyta, Magnoliopsida, Lamiales, Oleaceae.